This is a messenger RNA of Protopolystoma xenopodis, 300 nucleotides long. Lineage: Eukaryota; Metazoa; Platyhelminthes; Monogenea; Polystomatidea; Polystomatidae. The record is from the annotation of a GenBank genome assembly.
UUAUCUGAGCAAACUGUGAACGUCUAUUUCUGGUCGCAUGCGGCAUUUCAAGUGGAUUUAUACUACAUUUUGGCCAUAACGCCGAAUUUCUGUGACGAUUUGCUUAUCUGUCUGCUCAGCUCCCUGACUGCCAGGCCCCCAAAGUUUUACUGGUUUAUUCGAAACGGACAUCACUCACUGACAAAGUCUUCGCUUGAUUGCCGCAACUCCCCGCCCCCCACUUUAUUAAACGCGAUCCCUUUUCCUCCGGUUAGCGAUAGAUCCCUGAGAAAGAUAGGGAACGGAUCUACAGGACCAUGA